This is a messenger RNA of Sphaerulina musiva SO2202, 1148 nucleotides long. RefSeq names its product calcium transporter. Gene Ontology annotation, cellular component: fungal-type vacuole membrane. Lineage: Eukaryota; Fungi; Ascomycota; Dothideomycetes; Mycosphaerellales; Mycosphaerellaceae. Gene Ontology annotation, molecular function: manganese ion transmembrane transporter activity; iron ion transmembrane transporter activity. Gene Ontology annotation, biological process: intracellular manganese ion homeostasis. The transcript is spliced from 2 exons. The record is from RefSeq and is a predicted model, not a curated record. The coding region runs from base 4 to 858 and encodes 284 amino acids.
AAAAUGUUCCUCACUUGCAUCAAGAAUAUAAUCGUCCCAACGAAGCGAGAUGGAGAACAUCAACGACUCCUCGAAGCCGAACGUGGACAGCAGCCAUCAGUCAACUCUGGCACUUUUACCAAUGGUUUUGGCGACAAACAAGACGAUGCAGAAGCUCAACCACUGGCGAGGGGUCUUGUAAGCGCCCGGGUCGUGUCCGAUGCGACGAUAGGCUUGUCAGAUGGAUUGACGGUUCCUUUCGCACUGACUGCCGGCUUGUCAGCUCUGGGCACUACCAAUCUAGUCAUUUACGCCGGCUUUGCGGAACUCGUUGCUGGUUCAAUCUCGAUGGGGUUGGGAGGAUACCUGGGUGCGAAAAGCGAAGCAGACGCAUACUUCUCAGCACUCCAACAUACCAAGGAACUCGUAACAACAAAUCCUGCGGCAGCCUGCGACAUGGCUCGAUCGACGUUCCAGAAAUAUGACAUCAGCGAGUUGGUCCUCAAUUCGCUCAUCAAGGACCUUGAACGCGAUUCCGAUAAUUUCGUGGACUUUGUCAUGAAAUUUCAUUACCAGCUCGCGGAAGCUGACUUCACCCCGUCUAGAGCUUACGCAUCUGGCUUUACGAUCGCUAGCGGCUAUUUCCUCGGCGGACUAGUGCCGUUGCUGCCGUACCUCUUUUUCGAGCACAUUCGCGAAGCACUGUCCUGCAGUAUAAUCGUCAUGGCUAUUGCCUUGUUUGCAUUUGGAUGGCUGAAGACCAGUGCGGUCGGGGAACGCAGUCGAUGGGUGUGUUUUCAAAAUGCCACUCAGAUGCUCAUUCUCGGGACGGUUGCUGCUGGUGCCGCGAUGGGUUGCGUAAAGGCCAUUGGCGGCUAAACUCUUCAUUGUGCCUUUUUGGUGCUCGAGACUUUAUACUGAAGCUGGACGUCGUCCACAAGAAUACCAAGCAUCCAGCAAUUUGUCAGGAAGAAGAGGAUACUGGCUAACCAGAGGCCUGGCACGAAGGAAGAGUUACCCAGAAACUCCAAGACGAAGCCUUGCUGCAGCCAGAUGGCUUGCCCAGCAAUCCAUAAAACCAGAGCCACCGUUCCAAGGCGAGGGUUUUUCAGCAGGGAGGAGGACGGCAGGUGAAAUGGCAGGAACACCAUGUACCAUAGAAAGUACUU